UUGAAAUCUCAAUUGCUUUAAGAUCUCAGUUGCUUUAACUAGUAAUUACAUUUCUUUAGGAACCAUAUCAUAUAAAUAAAAAAUGACAUUCACCAUCAAUGCUGAAAUAUCCCAAUUUCAAGGGAAAUUAUACAAAUUGUCUCAUGAAUCUACUUCCACGAAGACUCCAAUGGAUGUUAAUGUAUUCGUACCACCUUCCUCUAACUCCAAAAUUCCAGUAUUAGUAUAUUUAUCUGGUUUGACUUGUACACCAAAUAAUGCUACAGAAAAGUCAUUCUUACAAUAUUUUGCUACUAAGUAUGGAUUUGCGGUAGUAUUCCCUGAUACAUCUCCUCGUGGUGCUAAGAUAGAAGGAGAAGAUGAUUCUUGGGAUUUUGGUACUGGGGCUGGUUUCUAUGUUGACGCUACAACUGAUCCAUGGAGUAAAAAUUAUAAUAUGUAUUCAUAUGUUCAUGAUGAAUUACCUAAGGCAUUGGCCAAAGAAUUCCUUCAAUUAGAUUUUGAAAAUAUCUCUAUAACUGGUCAUUCUAUGGGUGGAUUUGGUGCUUUAUCAGGCUUCUUAAAGAAUCCCGGUAAAUAUAGAUCAGUAUCAGCUUUUGCACCAAUUUCAAAUCCAUCUACUUGUCAAUGGGGUGAAAAAAACUUUACUAAUUAUUUAGGAAACAAUAAAGAAGAUUGGUAUAAAUACGAUCCAACUCAUUUGAUCGCUGAUUACAAACAUGAAAAUCAACCUAAGAUUUUAAUUCAUCAGGGAUCUAAAGACGGUUUCUACUACAAAGAUCAUCAAUUACAACCAGAAAUCUUUGUGAAAGCUGCCGAAGAAUCAGGUUAUAAAGGCGGUGUUGAUUUAAGAGUUGCCGAAGGUUACGAUCAUUCUUACUUCUUCAUUAGUUCAUUCAUUGAAGAUCAUGCUAAACAUCAUGCAAAAUAUUUAGGAUUAAUUGAAUAACUAGUAAUUAAAGAAUUUGCAAGUAAGUACUAAAAUAUAUCUAUUUAAUUCGAAUCAAAUUUAGUAUUCCAAGCUUCAUACCAUUUGGAUUUUUUAUCAUUAUUUUUAUGUACUUCUCGAGCAACUUUAGUUAAUUUGUGUGA
Scheffersomyces amazonensis is the source of this 1092-nucleotide messenger RNA. Its product is annotated as S-formylglutathione hydrolase. The record is from RefSeq and is a predicted model, not a curated record. Gene Ontology annotation, molecular function: S-formylglutathione hydrolase activity. Lineage: Eukaryota; Fungi; Ascomycota; Pichiomycetes; Serinales; Debaryomycetaceae. The coding region runs from base 83 to 949 and encodes 288 amino acids. Gene Ontology annotation, cellular component: cytosol. The transcript has a single exon. Gene Ontology annotation, biological process: formaldehyde catabolic process.